GUUUACAUUGUAAGAAGAAUGAAGUGAUGAACACGAUAGUAACAUAUCUAUGACACUAAUUACGGGAUUUCAAAUAUCCUAUCAUUCAGGUCUCUUUGACCCAUCACCAAUUACCUUACAACACCGUUUUUUCAACUACCAUUUUUUCCCUUCCGAUCCACCUUUCAACGCGUUUCACUCUUCUCUUCCUUCUCAAUAAAUAAUCACUUAUUCAUUUUUUCCUUUUUCUUCCUCCACUCUCCUUCACUAACAGUAACGACUCGCACGAGAUUCAUAAAAGCACUUUUCCCCUAAAUUCCAAUUUCUUAUUACAAUUCAAUUAUGCAAACGCGCGUUUUCUCUCUCUAGCUUAACGAUGUCUUCACUAACAACAACCUCCGAAACGCAAGAGCCUCAAGCGCCUCUCCUCCGUUCACGCCAUGAAGGAGGACGCUCUACAUCCCUCGCGCUUCUUCUCGGACGCGCUGCCGGACGGAGAGGACCGUCGGUUCUCGUGCGAGAGACGGCGGCGCGUGAACUCGAAGAGCGUCGUGCUGACUGGGGAUACUCGAAGCCGGUGGUAGCGUUAGAUAUAUCAUGGAACAUGGCGUUCGUUGUGGUUUCGGCGGUGAUGUUGUUUUGCACCGUUGACGAGAAUCCGAUCACGCCGAUCCGAGUUUGGAUCAUAGGUUACGCGCUGCAGUGUUUCGUUCAUGUUGUGCUAGUGUGGCUUGAGUACCACCGCCGUAGCAGGAGAGAUUUGAGACGGUGGCAGAGGGAGAACGACGGUGCGGCCAGUUCCGACGGAAGUGACAGUGAUGACGGCGACGGGAAUUCUUCUCAGUCCAGGUUCACCAAGCGAUGUGAAUCAAUAAACACUGGGGUUUCAUUCGUUUGGUGGAUGGUGGGCUUUUACUGGGUUGUCUCUGGUGGUGAUAUCCUUCUGGAAAAUGCUCCAAGCUUGUACUGGUUGGCUGUUAUCUUUCUGGCAUUUGAUGUCUUUUUUGCCAUCUUCUGUGUUGUUUUGGCAUGCUUGAUCGGCAUUGCUCUCUGUUGUUGUCUGCCCUGCAUCAUUGCUAUUCUCUAUGCUGUUGCAGGACAGGAGGGUGCAUCAGAAGCAGACCUUAGUAUACUUCCAAAAUACAGAUUUCGAUUAUUAAACAAUGAGGAGAAGGCUAGCGGUGGAGCUGGAUUGAUGGUUCCCACAGAAACAUCCAGUGGAUACUUGGCUAAUGAACGGAUACUUUUACCUGAGGAUGCAGAAUGCUGUAUAUGCCUCUGUCCAUACGAGGAUGGAGUGGAGCUUCACACUCUUCCCUGCAACCAUCAUUUCCAUUCUUCAUGCAUAAUAAAAUGGCUAAAGAUGAAUGCAACUUGUCCUCUUUGUAAGUACAAUAUCCUCAAGGGAAACGAACAGGUAUAAGUAUAACACUUUACUGAGUGUUUUCAACGCUGUUGUGUAUAUGUAGAUAUUCAAAACAAGGAACAACCACUUUCUCGGUUUUGAUAGUUGUUUUGCUUAUCUAUUUAUGUAGAGAAGAUUUAGGUUAUAUAUUCAUGAAUAAGUUAGUGAUGUUACUAAAUUGAGUAAUAUGUUGUUCUUUGUUAGAGUUAUUUGAAAGUUGUGCCAGAUUUAUGGAUUGUAUUGUUCUUUUAAAAUGCCAUAUAAAAAUUUGGAUUAAAUAUGUUUUCUGUUUCUAUUAAA
Vicia villosa (hairy vetch) is the source of this 1684-nucleotide messenger RNA. Its product is annotated as E3 ubiquitin protein ligase RIE1. The record is from RefSeq and is a predicted model, not a curated record. Bases 356 to 1402 code for a protein of 348 amino acids. The transcript has 5 exons. Lineage: Eukaryota; Viridiplantae; Streptophyta; Magnoliopsida; Fabales; Fabaceae.